Messenger RNA from Benincasa hispida (wax gourd), 982 nucleotides. Its product is annotated as EPIDERMAL PATTERNING FACTOR-like protein 2. The record is from RefSeq and is a predicted model, not a curated record. Lineage: Eukaryota; Viridiplantae; Streptophyta; Magnoliopsida; Cucurbitales; Cucurbitaceae. Gene Ontology annotation, biological process: stomatal complex development; guard cell differentiation.
UUGAAAUUAUAGAGUGGGCACUCAAUCUCUGAUACUCUUCUUUUCAUUUGGUACACUUGCAAAUUUCUUUUCAGGAUUCAGUUUUUUCUUCAUUUUUCUCUGUCACCAAAAUUCUUUUCCCUUCCUUUCUCUCUUCUUAUUUAAACACUUCUUCUCCUUCUUCUUCUUUUCAUCCUUUAACCUUUAAAACCCAUUCCCCCCCUUUUUUUCUUCUAAUUUCACUGAAAAAGAACUGAAAAGAUGGGCAGCUUUCAAAAUUGGCACAGAAUCAAACAUGUCUCAAUUUCUUUGCUAUUCCUCUCUGUUUCCAUUCUCAUUCAUGUCACAUCCAUUGUUGAAGGCAGAGGAAUUCAGGGGUCAUUGACAACGGGACGAAGCGAGUCGCCGGAGACGGCGGCAGCGGAGGAGAAGGCGGGGAUGAUGAUGAGGAAUCAAAUAGGGUCAAGGCCACCAAGCUGUAGGAGGAGAUGUAGGGAAUGUGGCGGACAUUGUGAAGCAGUUCAAGUACCAGUGGCAUUACAUGAUUUAUCACAUCAAAAUCAAAGGAAAAAAAGAACAAGCAGAAGCAGCCAUUUCUCUGUUAAUUCAAAACAUGAUGUUGCUUUAUCUAGUGAAGAUGAGACCUCGAAUUACAAGCCUAUAAGCUGGAAAUGCAAAUGUGGGAAUUUCAUCUUCAACCCAUGAUUUUUUUUUUUCUUUUCUUCAAAAUUUUUUGAAUAAAAAUAGUAACUUGUAAAGAUGUAAAGGUGGAAAUCAUCAGUUCUCUUCUAAGUUUUAUCUCUGUUUUUGUGUUUUUGGGGAACUUUUUUUUUGGUGGGAAUGCUUGAAUUUCUGUGUUUCCCAUGACCGUAAGGGGAAGGAAGUCAUCAGGUUGAUGAAAAAUGCAGAGAUUUGGUGAUUGUGUGAAGGGAAAAAAGGGGUAAUGUAAUGAGAUUUUGAAUGUUUCAGAAGAGAGAGAAAUAGAGGUUUUAAUGACAGAAGU